Molecule: messenger RNA, 3747 nt
Organism: Podarcis muralis (Common wall lizard)
Lineage: Eukaryota; Metazoa; Chordata; Lepidosauria; Squamata; Lacertidae
Gene: C13H14orf93
Product: chromosome 13 C14orf93 homolog
Source: RefSeq, a predicted model, not a curated record
GUCGCAGAUGAAGAAGUGCAUGCCAAUAUUAACCCAUGCUGGCCCCCUCGCCAAGCAUAGCCAUCCCAAAUACUUUUAUGCACCGUUGGAUUUUCUGGUUCCCACCCAAUUGACGCGAGCGAUGUGUGUGCAGUGCGUAGAACCUAAUGUGAACAGAAAAGGUUAUUGCCAGCUGCAGGGCAGCAGGAACAGAAUGAACAAAGCAGCCAAGAUGGAGGCGUAGUUUUGUAGAGAGUCGAAAACAAAAGAAACCUUCCUGGGUAAAUGGCCUUUCCUUUUCCAAAUCUGCCCCCCCCAUGCUUGUUUAGUGGGUGGAGAGGAAGAAAAUUAGGGUUACAGUACACAACAAAAUGAGUGAGGCAUGGGCCAAGGGGUUUCCUGGAUUGGGUUGGGGGGGGUACAGCUGCAAAGGUUGAAGGGAAGAGCCGGCAAGAAGGAUGAACAGAAGGAGGAAGGCAAUGAGAUGAAAGCUGUGUGUACACAAGAGCCAAGGGGAGAGCAAUAACAGAAACAGUUCGGAGUGAAAUAUAGAAGGAAGAAACACGAGGGACUAGCAGGAGCAUGAGAGGAAGGCUUUGAGAAACAAAAUAGCAUGCAGAAGUAGAGGGUGCCAAGGAUCAAAGGGAAGUGUAAAUUGGAGGAAUAAAAAACAGCCUGAUUGUACAUGUCCAGGAAAGGGGGAAAUUGGCAGUGCCCAGCUAGUCUAGGUGUCCCCUGCUGGGGCCCUGCUCAGGAAUGCGUGUGCAGCUUUGGUGUGUGUUUGUGUGCGUACAGGAGAUUGGCCAAUCAGGGCAGAAGGGGGGAGCAUGGGGGUGUGGCGGUUGGCAGCAGGGUGCACAUCCUCCCCCUUUGCACACACACGAAUACAAAGAGCUGCACGACCUUCCAACCCAGCCUUCUGAGCAGUGCCAUGGGCAUGCCUCCACCGCAGAGCAUUCAAGGCCAGAUCUGAAGCCCGCCUUGCCUCCUCCAAGAGAACUAGCUGGGGAACACCAAGAAACCCUCAUAAACCUGCAUCGUCAUGUCAUUCAGUGCCACAAUUUUGUUCUCCCCUCCCAACACCAAAGAGGCAAAAUGCUGCUGCUGCACCUGCAAGCAGGAGCCGGGGGCUCAGGCGACUACGCCGCCCCCGCCACCACCUUCAUCCAGCACCCCCAUCACGGUUACAGGCAGUGGGCUAGCGGUACAGUCUUCAGAGCAACUGCUCCAUGUCAUCUAUCAGCGUGUAGAGAAGGCAGUGGGCCUUGCUGAGGUGGCGCUGAGCCUGGCCAAGGCCAAUAAUGAAGCCCUGAGGCGGCUGGAGGAGGAAAUGGGGACACUGCGCCGAAGGACGGCCCCUGUCGUCAAAGCCAGCCCCCUGAGUGGUCCUGAGGAGCGGCAAGAGGACAAUGAAGAGCAGAAUGAGGAGGAACAAGAGGCCGAAGGCUUCAGAAGUGGUGUCCAGGUGGUCAUUGAAGAGCUGCGGCAGCUGGGAGCGGCGGCAGGGCCACCUGGACACUUGGGUUUCUCGCCUGUGCAUCUGGGGCCUGGGGGGCUUGGCGGGGGAGCAGAAGAAUCACCUGCUGUAGAUGUCUCCAUUCAACGGGUCUAUGCCACACCACCUUCCCCCUCCUCUCAGCCUCUGGAUGAUCCUUCUCUCUCCUGCCCAGAGGUAUCCCCCAACAGCAUCACCUUGGAGGACAACAUGCGCGGGGAGCCACGUUUCUCUUUGGGCUUUGCAAGUCUUCCUUGUAGAAACCGAAGCAUGGGACAGAAGAAUGCAAGGCGCAAGAGGGACUUGGUGCUCUCGAAACUGGUCCAUAAUGUCCACAACCACAUCACCAAUGACAAGAGGUUUGAUGGCUCUGAGAGCAUUAAAUCUUCAUGGAAUAUCUCUGUAGUGAAAUUCUUGCUGGAGAAACUGAAGCAUGAAUUGGUAUCAAAUCACCACAAUUACACUGACAAAGAACUAAAAGGUGCUUGUGUGGCCUACUUUCUAACCAAACGACGUGAGUAUCGCAACUCUCUGAAUCCCUUCAAAGGACUCAAAGAGAAGGAGGAGAAGAAACUACGAAGUAGACGCUACCGGCUUUUUGCAAAUCGUUCCGGGGUGGCGCGUCUGCUGGGCCCUGAAGAGCAGCGUUUGUGGCAAGGCGUGACAGAGGAGCUCAUGUCAGACGAGGAAGACAGCCUAAGUGAGCCAGGUGUGUGGGUGGCACGCCCCCCACGAUUCCGCGCUACCCCCCUCACUCAGCUUUGCUACCGACUUGAUGCCAACUCAAAGCAUGGCACCAAAGCUAACCGGGUUUAUGGGUCGCCCUCUGACCGCCUGCCCUCCGCUGAAGCUCAGCUUCUGCCCUUGCACCUCUACAACCCGCAUUUUCAAGAGGAAGGAGCCAGGGCGGGCACACCGCCUAGGCCGCCCAGCCACAAAGGCUUUUGUCCUGACCUCAGCUCAUUCGUUGAGAUCAAAGUGGAAAAGGAUGAGUGACCUGAGAAUGCUGAUCGUGUUUAAUAUGGCAGCCAAAAGGAAGACAAGGAGAGAAUACAGGAUGACCACCAGCUGAACUCAGUAUCUUCCCAAAGAGGAGGAGGGAAGCAAAUUGCCUGCCAUGCGCCAGGUUGCGUUUGUGGGCUGAGGCACAUCUUCGCUCCAUAAGGAGCUAUUACGUCUAGGUCAUGAUGGAGAAGAAAUAGGGGAUAGAGAGGGACACCACUGGGAAAAGGAGCCCUUCACAAAGAUGUGGCUGUUUGGUCUAUACCCAACAGGUUGACAAUGUGAACAUGAAGAGUACAACGUUGCAAAGGGAAUUAAGUCUUUUCUGAGCCUUCAAUAAAAGCAACCUUCAAACAAAAAUAGGAAUUUCCGUAAAAACUGACUACAUUGUGGACUGGGUGGAUCAGAAACUUUGGAGAACCUUUCACAGUACAAAACUACUCUCAGUUAUACUAUUGAGUUAAUAGUAGCGCAAAAAAAUGAUAAUAAUGUCUGAGACGUUUCCUGAAAUUAUGGGGAUUGCUCAUUGCUUAGUGAGUCAAACAGCUUUUGGGACCACAAGAGUUAAGAGAACACUCAGAGUGCUUCUUGGUUGACUCUUCAUUGAUAGCAAUGCUUUUAAAUUAGAAACAUUUAGUGAUACCAAGUUGACUGUUCUUACCUGUAUCUGUGAAAACAUUAGGCAGGUGUGUAUUUUAUUCCUUCAUAAACCUCCCUCCUACUUGCAGAGUUCCUAUUCCUCCCUCUUGUUUGCAGGAAGAGUAAAAAUCUUGUGUAGGAACGCGAAGAAGAGCUAAGAAACAACACUCCUGGUUUUUAUUAUUGCAUUGUUGUGAUAACUUCCCCUUUGCUAGGUUUCAGGAAUGGCUCUCUAUGGUCAAACUCCAAGUCCCCUACAACAGGAGAGAAAAAAUAUCUCUGGCUUUUACCAGCGGUAAAACACCAGCCUUUUUUUUUUUAAAAAAACACACAUUUGCAUAUGUUAAUUCACAUAAAUGUACACUAAUUAAUUUCCAGAGGAUUAGCUGUGCUAGAAUGUUGCAGCCAAAACAGCGAAGAGCCAUUAACACUUCAUGCAUCUGAUGAAGUGGACUCUGGUUCACAAAAGUUUAUGCCGCCAUAAAUGCGUUAAGGUGCCACGAGACUCUUCAUUGUUCUUACCAAGUAAAAGUACGUGUUGACUUGCCUGGCUCAAGUUUUUAAAAUAAUUUGUUUCAAAUUAUCUGUGUGUCAGUCUUACCACUGACCUGUCAUUAAACUAUGGAAAUGGC